Molecule: messenger RNA, 1201 nt
Organism: Branchiostoma floridae (Florida lancelet)
Lineage: Eukaryota; Metazoa; Chordata; Leptocardii; Amphioxiformes; Branchiostomatidae
Exons: 6
Coding region: 1-1005 (334 amino acids)
Cellular component (GO): plasma membrane
Source: RefSeq, a predicted model, not a curated record
AUGUGCGCGCGCAUGAAGUGCGAAUCGGGCUCCCAAGGAUGUGUGUGUGAGGAAGGGUAUCUCUGGCGCAACGGCGUGUGCGUCCUUCCGUAUGAGUGUGAAGAGACGACGGAGUUUGUAGAACUUCAGCAGGAAGUUAAUCAGCUGGCACGUGAACUGCCCAGGACUCUAGCGGAGCUGGGACUGACCAGUGUGGUGCAGCAUGUUCAGGAGCUGAAGACAAACGAAUACCUUGGGUGCUACCAGGACGGCUCCAGUCACAGCUUUCCGAGAAAGGUGAUGACGUCAAGCGCCAUGACGACUGAGACGUGCAUAGCAGCAUGCCAGAAUGCUGGCUACACCUACGCUGCCACCGAGGUUUCCCGUUCUAUGGGCUGGUGGUGGCGGAGCCUACAUGACUGCCACUGCGGGAGGGAGGCGGACUUCAACCGGCUGGGUCAGCGGGUGUGUGACAGUGAAUGUAACAGCCAUUGCCGUGGCAACAGGAACCAGAAGUGCGGAGGAAGGUACAGAAUGUCCGUGUACAAGAUCGACGCAGUUCCCAGUUGCCAGGACUCGCCCCGACAGGUCGGUCCUCACUGGUACCAGACUGGGAACACCACCCUGCUGCAGUACCAGGGUGACCCGCAAGACCGUCCUUUUGCCUUCACGACUCCUGCCCUGGAUGGGAAGGACGCUAUCCCCAUUCAAAGCACACUGGUGAACAUGAGUGCAGAUAUUGAGGGCUUCCCGAGUCAGUACCCCGCCACCACUGCAGAGGGCAUGCCCGACCUGGUUCCAGACUACACAGCUCUGCUAGCCUCUCUCCAGGCCCCCGGGCUGCGACUGACGGCAGGGACGGACACCGUGUUGGAGCUGGACCAACACUUCUCCAUCAGGUCCUACUCCUGUAGUCUGGAGUACAACCCUGGUAUAAAUGGGCGGUCAGGGAGAGGGAUUCGGAUGAGGAUCAUAGUUGUCAGUGAGAAUCCGUAUAAAGUGAUGGUUGAAAUCAUUUGUUAUUAAGCACCACGCACGGGAUGCUUUUAAGAGGCUUGUUGUGUGUAUAUCUAUUCCUUCAGUUCAACUAUGACAAAGAAGUUGGGGGGGGGGGGGUGGUAAUGUUAUAGUAAUCAUGCUUGCUUGACAAUAUACAAUAUAUGUAUGUAAACUGUUCUUUUGUGGUGAACUAUACAGUACAAUGAAGUUCCAUUCACUAUUA